GUUAUUCUCCAAACGAAGAUAUCAUGGAAUCUUUUUCUUUUCGUGACAGUACCUCUCCCUUUUUGUAAAAAAUUAGACGGGUUAAAUGCCUCAACUAAAAGAAGCUAGAAGAUAUCGAAAGCGCCGCGAGGCAGAAGAAAGUGACGAUGAUCAACAGGAAACAUCUUCAACGAGUGAGGCGUUAGAGGAAAGGAAAGAACUACAACGAUUCCGGAAGCGACAGGCUGGAGUGUCGGCUGUAGCUCUUGCUCUUGGAAAAACUCUCGCACCAGAAGAAGAAGUUGAGAGCGAUCCUUUUAAACUGAAAACAGGCGGGCUUGUGCAAGUGAACGAUUUGAUCCAGGAUAGAAAUCGUGACAGAGAAGGGGAAGACAAAGAGAAAUCGAUUAACUUAGGAGCAAAUUUUGCUGCCGAAACAAACAGAAGAGAUGAAGAUACUCACAUGUUGAAAUACAUUGAAGAAGAGAUGGCGAAGAGGAAAGGUGUUGCACCGGAUAAAACUAUUCAGAUUAAGCCAAAAUCAAAAGAAGAUUUGCUGUACCAGGUUCCAGAACACAUUAAUGUGAGGUCAAAGAUAAUGGCAUCAGAAGAAAUGCUCUCAAAUCAGAUGUUAUCUGGUAUUCCUGAGGUGGAUCUUGGCAUUGAUGCAAAAAUAAGAAACAUAGAGGCUACAGAAGCAGCUAAACAAGCUGUGAUUGACGAACAAAGGAACAAGAAAUCAAAAGAACCAACUGAGAUGGUUCCAACUAACAUGGCUGUAAACUUUAUGCUGCAUAGUAGAUUUUAUGACGAGCAAAAGAACAUUGAUGCAGAAAGUAGGAGGGUUUCUGCAGCAAGAGACAAGGCACAAGAGCAAGAGAAAGCAAUUAAAAAACCAACAGUAAAGGCUGAUGAUACUUCAUCAGCAUCAAACAGCCAAGCACAUGGAACCAGUGUUACUGUAGCUGCUGCUCCAAACAAGAAGAGAGCUGGGGACAAAGUUGAAAAGGCCACUGAUGAUUUCUUUUAUGAGAAAUUUAAGAAACGAGCAAGAGACUCGUGGAGAUACCAGUAAGGUACCUCUGUACAAUGCUGCUUGCUUGUGAAUCAGAUGCAUUGAAAAAUACAAAAUGUCAACAAAAGCUGACAGGCAGCAGAAAUAUUACUAUGUUAUUAAGGUUCAUUCUUCAACACUUGUAGCCCUCUCAAGAGUUCUAAAACUAUACACUCUUAUUCAUACCAGUAACUGUAUUUUAAAGUAAUUCCUCGUGUUUUUACACCUCUUGAAGGAUUUUCCUCAAAGUAUUAGUGUCUAUGAUAAAAAAGGACUUAUUCCAAUAGACUACUUAAAAAACAUUUUUCCUGUCUCAGUGAAAUACAAGAAACUGUUUA
This is a messenger RNA of Stylophora pistillata, 1371 nucleotides long. Its product is annotated as splicing factor C9orf78. Gene Ontology annotation, cellular component: spliceosomal complex. Gene Ontology annotation, biological process: mRNA splicing, via spliceosome. The record is from RefSeq and is a predicted model, not a curated record. NCBI's taxonomy places the organism in Eukaryota, Metazoa, Cnidaria, Anthozoa, Scleractinia, Pocilloporidae.